CAGACACACGCACACACGCACACACACACACACAGUCGCGCGCGCGCGCAAACACACACACGCACGUGCGCUCAUAUAGGAGGAUCCCAGCUGAGAAGCGCGCAGUGAACGUCGGACCGCGCACCGGACCAGAGCUCGUUAACUUGUCCGCUUCCUAUCCUCCUCUCCACCGCCUCCAUCCUUCAGCAGCAGCAAGAAUAAAUCGGACUACCGGGCAGACUACCGGCAGGGAUCCGUGUGUCGGUCCAGCAGUUUUCUCUGCACCCCCCUCCGGUUUAACUGCACCGGUCAGACUUGGAAAGAGCAACAGCCUCCACCGGCGCAUCAGUGAGGUAGAAAAGCCCUACAACAAGCUGCAGCCAUGGAUGAGAUGGACCUGCCCCAGAUGAAGAAGGAGGUGGAGAGCCUCAAGUACCAGUUGGCCUUCAAACGAGAGAAGUCCUCCAAAACAGUGACUGACUUGGUGAAAUGGAUAGAGGACGGCGUCCCAGAGGAUCCCUUCCUCAACCCGGAGCUGAUGAAGAACAACCCGUGGGUGGAGAAAGGAAAGUGCAUCCUUCUUUAGAAGAAACUGGCCACCAAACUGAUGCACACCUACAAGAUGACCCCUGAACCUGACCCUCCUGACCCGGCCUACGAAGGCCAUGGCCACACAGCGCCUCCUAACCUCUCACCUUGAAUGUACAACAGCUCCUCUAACUUUCCUGGAACACAACCCCCCCCAAAAAGGGCACAGAAAAACACACUGACAGAGACACACACUCACACAACAUCACUCCAAACUUUGGGGUUCUCCCUGACUGCCACACAUUCACUGCAAGUUUAUCCUGCCACGGCAAUGCAUCAUUACUAUGAUAUAUGACAGUGAUGAUCAGUACUCUUAUUACACAUCUCUAUAUGGAUAUAUGAUGACUUAUUUAUGCAGCUGCUAGUCACAAGCUUUCUCUCUUCAUUUUUACAAUCUCUACUCAACUCGCACAGCAGAUUUAUUUUUCUUCCAUUUUUGAUGAGCUGUAAUAAACUGUAGAGUCACAUUCUCACUGCCAGACUGACAGUAGAUCUGCCGGGCUCAUUUUGUUGCACGUCGGGAUACGAAGCACUCGCUCUUCGGAAAUGAUCACUGUCAUAAGACCCAAACAAAUCUUUGCUACUUUUUCAAUUGGGAGUUAAUAAGCUCGAGUCUGCAAUUGACAAACCAACAAAAGUUAAGAUGUUAACGCCUCAUCAUAAGCAAACGAACUAUCCACUACUAUUAAAAAAAGAUAAUUUAUAGUGUAUACAGUGUACACUGAGGGUUUGCAUAUGUUGGCUUACAGACUGUGGUCUUAAAGUUUUACAAUUCCCUCAAGUUAGAAAUCAGCCUUAUAAGACACAUAGGACCUAUACGGAGAUUACAAGGACAUUAAGUUUCAUGACUGUAGGGUAUAUGAUCAUGUCUUCAUGGGUAUCAAGUCUGUUCUUCAUCCAGUUUCAAUCCAGAUGUGAGUGAAUCCACUUUUAUUGACACUACAGGUUUCUCCGAUCACAAAUCAGAUCAGAACCCGUCUUGGUUUUCUGGCUGUCCUCCGGAUCAGACAGUGGAGGUAAUGCACAUUAACCUAUUGGAUGACUGUGCAAAAAAAUGGCGAAGAAGAACGACUUGUGCUACGUAGCAGUUUAAUGACAAUAACAGUGGUCGUAUUUGGCAGUUUGAGCAGCUGGAUUUCAAUCUGUCUCUUCUUGGAUGUAUUUAAGAACAGCUUCUUAGACUCACUUAACACUUGAUUGUGUCUGCACACAUUUGGGGCAUUUCCUAUCCCAUUAACAUGGGGUCAGUUGUAAUACAUGAAUACCCAUACUGUAACUGUAAUCCACAAAUUUUGGCACUGUUACAGAUCAGAUGAGAUGAAUUUUUAAAGAUCUGCCAUUCGGAGUUAAGUUCAUUAAUUGUCUGAAGGUGUAGUGAGUAUGCUUGAAAUGGAUUAGUUCAUAUGCAGCAGGUCAUCUGAACGCAUCAGUGGCUGCUCUGAACAUCCACAUUAUUGAGACACCAUCAUCAAACAGAAAGAACACGCAUGAGUUUAAAAAAGUGACAUUAGCCGUGUUUUCAGCUCUUCCUGGUGUGACUCCUCCAGUUUCCAGAUUUACUUUUGAUUUCAUCAGCAUGCUUAUCACAUUUACAUUCUAACGACGAGAUCUGCAACCAGUGUUGUUUUGCUUCAGUGUCAUUAGGUCAGAAAGUGUCAUAGCAGCUCUGUUUGCGUUGUCAGAGCAGAAUGAAGCUAUAGGUCUCUGGAGAGAGGGCUGAGGUGAGGAUGGUAGGUGCGUUUACUGCUCCUUCUCUUCCUUAGCUACAGCCCCCAAUGACACACACUCAACAUGCAAACCGACCACAUAUUCUCUCUCCACACAUGUACAGACUGACCCCUUUAACUUCUUAACUUAUUGAUCAAUAUGUAGUUUAUUUAUUUAUUUAUUUAUUGAUGAGACCUUUCUCUCACCUUAGUUUUUGUUUCCUGUGUCUGCACUUCCUCUUCCUCAUACUCCUAUACCUUGAACGGAAAAAAAACUGAAAAAGACCAAAAAAUGGACUACACCUUGCCAGAUCACCAUCUACUACUGCCUUCUACACAGUUUCCUUAAUAUGAGAAUGUAAAUACGUGGCAUGAUCACCGCUGACCUCAGACCAGGCUUGUGUGUGUGUGUGCAUGUGGCUGUAAUUGUGUUUACGUGUGCAUACUUUUAAAGUUGGAUGUGAGGCUCCCUUUGCAGAUUGGGAAACACACACACACACACACACACAUAUAUGCCCGGCCUGAGGAUGAGCAGAUCGACGAAACACACACACACACACACACAAACACACACACACACACACACACACACUGCUUAGUGAGAAUGUGUAUGAGGGGAGGAGUGGCAAGGAUGUGGGAUUCUCUAAAUGACUUGGGACAGAGGAGCCUCACAUCAUCUCAGUACUGUAAUGAGUCUCAUUAUAUACAUUUUCUUCAAGAUGACCUGGUUCCCUGAAGGCCACUCAGUGCUUGGACCACUUUGAUCCUAUUAUGUGUAACUGCAGAUAUUUAAUUUUCCUCCUUUAAAAGAAUCAAACAAAUUUGAACAAUUAUACGUUCCGCGACGUGCUAAUAAACUGUUUGUUUUCAUCAAACAGGCUUGUAUCUAUCUUAGAACUGUAAGAUUUAUUAAAAUACUUUUGAGGAAGACAGUAAAACAUGCAAAUGUACAAUGAUAUCACUGCACCUGAAGUGAGGCCAGUGAGUUUAGGAUGUCCGGUACAACAACAAGCAAAUAUGCAAACAUGACAACUCCAAAUGGAGCCAUUUUAGAAGUCCCAUGGUUCAUUGAGAGGCAUGUACAGUAUGCACUCCCCUCUUGUUUUAGACAUCAUGUUUGAUUUUAAUAGUUUAGGUGUUGGAAAGUAUGUUAACUAGUCGGCAGAAUGAUACUUAAGCUUUGCAUCCCAAUAUAUCCUUGUCAUUUCCUGAUAAACGCAUGAAGGGGGACUUUUAAAAUGGCUUCCACGGCAAAAAGAGCUGAUCAUAGCCUCUGGUUUGUAGCUUUUCCAGUGUUAUGGCUGGAGGUCACUCCCUCCUCUAAACAUGACUUUAGAUUCAAAUGUUUCUCAGCUCACCACUGGGAAAGCAGCAAGUCUGCUACAGCCUCACAGCGGCCUAGUUCCAAACGUAUGUGAGAGGAUCCCUGAGUCUGCCUGUCCCUUGUCUGUUCUCUGUUUAGCAACGGUAACUUUACUUGUUUGGUUUGUUUUUCUAUAAUCUGAACGUGCGUACGUAUGUAUGUUAUUACUAUUAUAAUGACAGCAUAAAAUCUUGUCUAAAUAUCUAGCAACAUAUUCCUUGUGAGAGUGCUCUGGAAAAAUAUUAUGCAUCAGAUCAAGUCCUAGUGUAAAGAUGACAAUGAGCAAUAAAUUAAAGAUCAUUUUUUAUUGAAUGUUUUACAAAAACAUUUAUCUUAUUGAAUAAAGUAGAAGAUUUUUAGACAA
Messenger RNA from Larimichthys crocea (large yellow croaker), 4000 nucleotides. It is a transcript of the gene gng13b, whose product is annotated as guanine nucleotide binding protein (G protein), gamma 13b. The record is from RefSeq and is a predicted model, not a curated record. Lineage: Eukaryota; Metazoa; Chordata; Actinopteri; Sciaenidae. Gene Ontology annotation, biological process: phospholipase C-activating G protein-coupled receptor signaling pathway; sensory perception of taste. Gene Ontology annotation, molecular function: G-protein beta-subunit binding. Gene Ontology annotation, cellular component: heterotrimeric G-protein complex. Bases 362 to 565 code for a protein of 67 amino acids. The transcript has 4 exons.